This is a messenger RNA of Macrobrachium nipponense, 4333 nucleotides long. It is a transcript of the gene Pgd, whose product is annotated as 6-phosphogluconate dehydrogenase, decarboxylating-like. The record is from RefSeq and is a predicted model, not a curated record. The transcript is spliced from 12 exons. Bases 65 to 1828 code for a protein of 587 amino acids. NCBI's taxonomy places the organism in Eukaryota, Metazoa, Arthropoda, Malacostraca, Decapoda, Palaemonidae. Gene Ontology annotation, molecular function: phosphogluconate dehydrogenase (decarboxylating) activity; NADP binding. Gene Ontology annotation, biological process: pentose-phosphate shunt; pentose-phosphate shunt, oxidative branch. Gene Ontology annotation, cellular component: cytosol.
AGCAGCGUUUCUGGUUCGGGUUCGUCGUCUCCACCACCAGUGUCCUUUCGCGUCUCGUCCUGCGAUGGCCAAUGACGUCUCCGCGGAGGACGACAACACCCUCCUGCCAGGGGAGGUCAUGGACGACGUUCACGAGUGGCAGUACGAUUGGGCAUCCCUGAAGAAGAGAAUAGAAAAGAGACAAAAUAAAGGCGGACAACGGGAAUCUCCAGUCUUGAAGGACCUCAAGACACUUCCCUCGUCAACUGCUCUGAGCGAGCUGUUGGUGUGUGGCCGCUUGUGCGUUGCCAUCCAGGACAUGCGCGCUUGGCUCUCGUCACUGUGCAGUAUGGGUAACGUGCCUUGCAAGACGCUCAAGACGAUGGCAUUGGGCAGGGUUGAUCCUGUCGCCGACAUUGCCCUCAUUGGCCUGGCUGUCAUGGGCCAGAACCUCAUCCUCAACAUGAACGACCACGGGUGGGUCGUCUGUGCCUAUAACAGGACGACCGAGAAAGUGGACCACUUUCUCGAGAAUGAGGCUAAAGGGACCAAGGUUGUUGGAGCUCACUCUCUUGAGGAGAUGGUGGCGAAGUUGAAGAAGCCCAGGCGUGUCAUGAUGUUGGUCAAAGCUGGUGCAGCCGUCGACAGCUUCAUCGAGAAAUUAAUCCCACUGUUGGAGAAGGGAGAUAUCAUCAUCGAUGGUGGUAAUUCAGAGUACCAGGAUACUCAGAGAAGGUGUCUACAACUUGCUGAAAAAGGUCUUUUGUAUGUGGGAUCCGGAGUAUCUGGUGGAGAGGAAGGUGCACGCUACGGUCCAUCUCUUAUGCCCGGUGGCCACAAGGAAGCCUGGCCCCACAUCAAAGAUAUAUUCCAGAGCAUAUGUGCCAAAUCAAAUGGAGAACCCUGUUGUGACUGGGUAGGUGAGGAUGGAGCUGGCCACUACGUCAAGAUGGUUCACAACGGUAUCGAGUACGGUGACAUGCAGCUGAUUUGUGAGGCCUACCAUCUGAUGAAAUCUGCGUUGGGAAUGGACUGUGACGAAAUGAGCAAAGUGUUUUCCGAAUGGAAUGAAGGAGAGUUGGACUCUUUCCUGAUCGAAAUCACUGCCAACAUUUUGAAGUUCAAAGAUAAUGAUGAGACCCACUUGGUUGAGAAGAUCAGAGAUGCUGCCGGACAGAAAGGUACUGGUAAAUGGACUGCCAUCUCAGGCCUGGAUUAUGGCACGCCAACCACCCUCAUUGCAGAGUCUGUGUUUGCUCGUUGCCUGUCAUCUUUGAAGGAUGAACGUGUAAAAGCCAGUGGCAUCCUGGUUGGUCCCGAAGAUACAAAAUAUGAAGGCGAUAGGGAAGAAUUUGUUGAAAAUAUUAGAAAGGCAUUGUAUGCCAGUAAGAUUGUGUCUUAUGCCCAAGGCUUCAUGUUGUUGAGAGAAGCUGCUGCAAAGUUUGGAUGGAAUUUAAAUUAUGGUGGCAUUGCCUUGAUGUGGAGAGGUGGCUGUAUUAUCAGGAGUGUAUUCCUGGGCAAAAUUAAAGAUGCUUUUGACAACAACCCACAGUUGACAAAUCUUCUCUUGGAUGAUUUCUUCAAAGACGCUGUUGGCAAAUGCCAGACUGGAUGGAGACAGGUUGUAGCCCAAGGAGUGCUAUUGGGCAUUCCAACUCCAGCUCUGUCAUCUGCUCUGUCCUUCUAUGAUGGCUAUCGAUCGGCUACACUCCCUGCCAACCUAAUUCAGGCUCAACGCGAUUACUUCGGUGCUCACACCUACGAGCUAGCUGACGCACCAGGCAAAUUCCACCACACCAACUGGACUGGAACUGGUGGAAACGUAUCUGCAUCAACCUAUGAUGUCUAAAGCAUUAGACUUCCCAAUUAGGAAGCUGUUGCUUUAACCUGCAAUAUUAUAAGACAUAUGAAAAGGUUUCGUAAGUGACUUGUUGCAUACAACGAUUUAUAUGGAUGUUUCUAUGUGAUUUAAUAUAUUUCAAGUGAAUUAUAAAGUAACCCUUUAUUCAGUAUUUCCACAAUAGAUGUUUUAUAUAGUUAUAUAUAAAUGUUGCUUCUUGAAUUAUUUUGGUCACAAAAUAUAUGGCUUGAGUAAUGUUUUUACAUAUUUACUUUUAUUAUUUAUGAAUCAUUAAUUGGUCUCAUUGUUUUAUUAUAGGCUCUAUUUAUGUAUUUUAUUAAAGUUAUAUGUAGUAGUAUUCACUUUUCUGAAUUGUUAUUGGAAAUUGUUUCCAGUAACUGUGAUAUUUCCAGUCAUUCCAUAAUAACUUAUCUGAGGUUAGCAGUUGCCUUUUCUUGAUAAAUGUUUAUUUUUAUAGUUACACAUUAUCUGAAUUUUGUAUCUGGAGUUAUGUGACAGUGUAAGAAAAUCUCAUUGUUCUACUUCAUGCAUCUUUUCAAAAAGUUUUGUAAUCCUAUGUGUUCUGUAAAUCUGUAUCACUGUGUAACACAGUAUAUCUCUGUCUGUUAGCUUAACUCAAGGAUGCAAAAACUGUCCAUUCCAUGUGUACCUUCACAGAAAAAAUAGGAUUCAAAGGAUUUUUUUUUUCAUUUUCCCCGAGUUCUGAUAAACUGUUCCAAGAUAUUUUUUCUAGUUUAAGAGGAAACCUUUUAUGCAAAGUUUUGAUUUUAUCAAAUCUCAUUGUGGAUCUUUUUAGGUUUUAUAAUAUGGAAUAUAGUAAUUUAAUACUGCAAUAUUAUAGCAAAGUUAUGGAAAACCUUUAAAUAGAAUUAUGUACAUAAGUUUUCGUCAUCUUUUAUGUACAUACUACUUAUAUUUUUAUAUUAACGGCCCCUAUUUUCUACAAAAGUUAAGAUCUAAAAUGUAAAGUUUUUUAUGUGCUUUUGGCUUUAGAUAAUGAACAAUUUAUAUCUUCUCUUCAAGCUGAAUUUUGUCCAGAUGGUACAAUGGUGAAGUUCCUUAAUUUCAAAGUCAUUGUUGCGUUUCAUACUGUAAAGUCUAUUCAUAUGAAUUUCAAACCACCUAUUUUACCAAUGCCAGUGUGCUUGGUCAACAGUUAUUUAUGCAGUGUUUAAUAACAGGUGUAAGGAGUCUAAGUUUCAGUUCAAAAUUACAUUAAAAUUUUCCUGACAUGACACUUUGGUGCUUGGUCUAGCCAUUAUUCCUUUUCCUUGGUUAUGUUGUAUCAAGAUUUUUGUUCAAGUACUGUAGCUAUUUCAUAGUUUUUUUUUUUCUCUUUUUUUUUUUUUUUUACUCUCCUCUUCCACAACUUCUAGAAACUUACCUUUUUCUUGGUGUGUAAAGUCAUGCUAAUGACUACAAUACAUCCAUUCCCUCUUGUACUAUCCUGGUCUUUAUUUUUAGGUUUUCCAUAACUCUGUGCAUCACAUUAUUUCUGCUUUUGAAACAAUGGCAAGGGGUUUGAUGCUCAUUGAAUAUUAAGUAUAAUCAGUACAAUCUAUUCUUUCUUUUGUCAUAUUUCUCAGUAAUUUUUUGUAUAUCUUAUAUCAUUUGACUCACAGUUUUGAAUCUUUGUACUGUACAUCCUUGCAGCCUAAAGCUUUUAUAUACUGGAGGAGCACAUUGCCAACCCCUUCUCCCUCUGCUUCCUGGUUUUAAUUUGCAGACCGUUAUUAAUUUUGAGAAAUUCCUUUUUUCCUCCUUUUGUACUUUGAUAUUCCUGGUGAAAAAGAAAGCCACUGCAGAAAACACGAAGAAUGUAGUUCUAUUAGUGGAUUUAAUAUCUUAACUUCAACCUUUAUGUUUAUAGAUCCCUUAAUUACUUCAUCUUUGUAUUCAAGGGGGGAUAAUCAAUAGUUUUUUUUCCCAAAUGUUAGCCAACUGAGAUUCUGCCACAGCCUCAGUAGCUAAUGACACACUCUGCCCCUUUGCUGUCUUUUCAAGAGCUGCAACUUGCUGUGGUAAAACUACUUGAGCAGCACUUAAUUGUGCUGGACAUCAAUACUGCCUACUGUCUUGGACCAAGCAUAGUGGUAUUAGUUAUGCAAAUUUAUUCAUGAAAUAUAUAAACAAACUGAAUUUAAAAAUAUAAGGCACAAAAAGUUUUGAAAAUAGAAAUGUAUGCCCAGUAUCAAGAUAGCACGAUACUUUAGCAGUUUUUACAUCCCUCGGUGCUGUUGUUAGAAAGGAUGAACAAAUUAAGUACAUCAUGUACUUGAAAGUUUUUUUCAAGACUUUUUAUGCUUUUAAGAUAUGAAAGCCAAACACCCAUGUACAUAGAAUUCAGGUAUAUGGGCAAUCAAUUCACUCAAAAUAUAUUAUGUAAAUGUAUGAACUUGUGGGGCCUUACAAGAGAUAUAUAAUAAAUGAUUGCACUUAAAGUUGGCAUUUUAUAACUGUAAUCAUUAUGAAGAAAUAAAUUAUCUAAAUGUA